AUGCUCCUGGUGCCUCCCUCCGAGUGGGAGGGGGAGAGGGGCGUCAGCGGCGAGCCGGAUGGGGCGAGGGGCGUCGAUGAGAUGCCCCCGGCGCUUCCCUCCGGGCGGGAGGAGGAGAGGGGCGUCGGCGACGAGGCGGGUGUCGGCGGCGAGAUGGUCUCUGACGGGCGUGAUGAGGUGGGCAGCUUAGGCGUGGAGCGUGCGUUCGUGGAGGUAUUCGCCAGGGCGCUCUUCUAUCCGACGGUGAUGCUCAACUACGGCCACAGCUUGAUCGAGCCCGAGUUCCACUGGUGGGAUCGCAUCGACAAGCUCAGUUCACGUCUGUAUUCUUCUUCUUCAUUCACGGGGAGAAUUUUGCGAGAGAAUAGCAAGGGAAGGUUAAUGGAUCACCCUGGGAACGAUUUUGAGGGCAUUAUGCCAGCUACUUUGAUGGCAAUGGAUUAUGGAAUGGCAAACUAA
Molecule: messenger RNA, 459 nt
Organism: Triticum turgidum subsp. durum (durum wheat)
Lineage: Eukaryota; Viridiplantae; Streptophyta; Magnoliopsida; Poales; Poaceae
Source: the annotation of a GenBank genome assembly